This is a messenger RNA of Saccostrea echinata, 4414 nucleotides long. RefSeq names its product putative protein-lysine deacylase ABHD14B. Gene Ontology annotation, cellular component: cytoplasm. The record is from RefSeq and is a predicted model, not a curated record. The coding region runs from base 96 to 914 and encodes 272 amino acids. The transcript is spliced from 5 exons. NCBI's taxonomy places the organism in Eukaryota, Metazoa, Mollusca, Bivalvia, Ostreida, Ostreidae.
UACUUUCACUUUCUUCGUUACACGUCGCGUCAAGGAAUAAUAAUCAUUUUUGAUUUUAAUGAAUAUUUUUAGCCCAGCUAAGAUUUGAUAUGUAAAUGAGUCCCUCCGGCAUUCAUGUCAACAAAACAGUGGUCUUAUUUGUCUUGGCUAUCACUGCCAUAAUUGUUGUUUAUAAGAACUACAAAUACAUAGGGACAUUUCUGAAGUUUGGGGGAAAGAAAGAAGGAAUGACCUCAAUACCCAAGGAUGCUCUUGACAAGGCCAAAACCUUAAAAGUAGAAGAACGCAAGGUUAAAGUAGAGUUAAAGGAUGGCAAGAGUGUUGAUAUAGUUGUACGUGAGGUCAUACCAACAUUAGGGGUGGGUGACAUUCUGUUCCUGCAUGGACAAGCAUUUUCAUCAAAGGAUUGGGAGAAAAUAGACACCCUGACAAUCUUUUCUGCUCUUGGUUACCAUCCUGUGGCAGUAGAUUUACCAGAAGGAGCAAAGACUGAGAGUGAGAAGACAGAUGUUGGAGACAAAGGAGUCUUUCUGGAGAAACUUAUUUCUACCCUCAAACUGACAGCCCCUGUCAUUGUCAGUCCCUCCAUGAGUGGGGGUUACUCACUACCCUAUCUCUUCAAGGACCCAUCAACAGUACAAAAGCGCUCUAGGGGGUUUGUGCCUGUGGCCCCAGUGCACACUGAGGACUAUAAAGCAGAGGAGUAUAAAAGUCUUCAUAUUCCAACAGCCAUUGUAUAUGGAGAAAAUGACCAAACUAUUGGCCCAGUUUCUACAAGGAACUUAAAGAACUUACCAAACAGUGAACUACAUGAAAUAAAAGGGGCAGGUCACCCAGCCUGGAUAAACAAACCAGACGAGUUUCAUGACAUCCUGUACAAGUUUCUCCACAAAAACCUUGCCACUGCCCCCUGACCUGGCAUGGCUACACAAGAAAACGUUAUCAAAAGACAUCGAUAAGAACACAAUUUUUUUUUUUUUCAGAUUAGUUUACCGUUAUGUUCAUUUUCUGUAUUCAUUUGCAUUAAUACACAUGUAACUAAUUGGGUCAUAUUGCUUGCUGGUGCUGAAGUUUUCAAGGAAGAUAUAUAUUUGUGUUAAUAUAUGAUUUUGCAUUUAUACUGUAUAACAGGGAAUUUCUGCAUAUAGAUUUUUGCUCUUUCCUCUGUCCCAUUUCUUACAUUGAAUUAAAACAGAGACUUGGUGCUUUCAUUUCCGAUAACAAAGUUUCUUUUGAGAGUCCAAUUGGAAAACAGGCUUUGUGUUUUUGAAUUUUGCAGAAAACAGGUGUAUUUGAGUAUCUUCAGCAAAGAAUUAAAAUAUGAGCACACCCUUUGAUCCAAAAAAUAAAACAUGUUUUAUAAUGUUCAGAAACAGAUUUUUCUUUAUAUAGUUGCAUAUUUUGGAUCAGAGGUUGUGCUCUGUAUGAAAUAUUGAAAAAUACUAAAAUUUUUGGCCAUUUUUGAAGGAAUUUUCAGUACACAGGAAUAAUGACGCAUUUCAUGACAUCAUAAUGCAUUCACUAAUGAGGAAAUUAUGUUAUUUUCAAUAGAUAUGGUCACCAAGGGUUCAAGUGAUAAUAAAUGCAUUGUCAAAAGCAUUAAUAUGAAGUAUUAAAGAAAGGAAGAUUACAUAAUCUAUCAAUAUAGUGUCGAUUUGAUUUGUUUCACAAAAUUGUUCAACCAUUAUUGUAUGGAUGUGAAGUUUGGGGAUUUUCAAAUAAUGCAAUUAUACAAAGUAUUCACCUAACAUAUUGUAAACUUUUACUCCAUUUAAUAGAUACAACUCCAGAUUUUAUGAUAUAAGGUAUAUGGUGAACUUGAUCGAUGCCCUAUGGAAAUUCAAAUAAAAACAUGCAUGAUAUCUUACUGGUCAAAAUUAAUUACUGGAAAGGAAACAAAAAUUGCAAAUCCAUACUAUGAAUUAGGCUUUAUUAUAAAUCAAGAAAUAGGAGGGGAAAUUGGUUGGUUUGAAAACAUUAGAAAUGUUUUGAACAAUUGUGGACUGUCUUAUAUUUGGCUCGAAGCAAGCUCAAGUAAUGCAAAAUGGUUAAAGAUGAAAGUCAAACUCGCAUUAAUUGAUCAAUUCAAACACAGUUGGAAAUUAAUUAUUCAAACCUCAUCUAAAGCAUUAAAUUGUAGAAUAUACAAAGACGAAUUAAAGUUUGAAAAUUAUUUUAAUAUUAUAUCAAAAAAGGAUGUAUCACAUUUUGUAGAUUUCGAACUUGUAACAACUAUUUACCGAUUGAAAGUGGACACUGGGUUAAUAUAUCAAGACAAGAGGAAUCGGAGAUGAAUUUCAUUAUAUACUAAAGGGGAGUUCACUGCAAAAAGACAGAACUUCAUGUUUAACCGAUAAACAAAUAAAAUUUAAGAACAUACUUACUUUUAAAAACAUUAUGAAUAGUAAUAAGCACUGCUUUCUGAGAAAAUGAUGGUCAUUUAUAAAGAAAAUAAAAUGUGCUCCCUGGUAUACAAUUCCAAUACUUCACACUAAAGGUACUCUAAGUUUUGUAUUUUAUUUCUCACGCAUGCCUUAUAUACAUGCAUUAUUAAUUUGUAUUCAUCAUCUAUAUUAUGUUCUUGUAAUCUCUAUAUACUAUUGUAAAAUGGUGCUGAGAUUCAAAUAAAUUAAUAUGACCGUGACUUUUCAGAAAAAUUCACAGGGACAAAAAAAGGCCCUAAGUGAAUCUUGCUUUUGAUAUGAAUAUUUGACUAAAGUUUUCAUUUUUCCAUCUCUUUAGUACACAAUUUUAUCAGUAAAUAUUAUUAUUUAAUUUAAUUCAUUUAGACUACUUUGUUAAAUCAAGGUAACGCAGGUAAACUCUACCUGGACCCUUCAGAGGGCCUCUUAAUUGAAUGUGAUAAUUAAAUAAUUGUUUUAGCGAGUAGACGUUCGGGGAAUAAAAAGGAUGUUUGCUUUGCGGUAAGCCAAAGACAGACUAUUGGAAUAUUUUAGAAUUUUAUUUUACUUAUAUCAGGGCUCUCGAUUGUCUAUAUUUUGAGUCUUUCAAAAGCCUAAUUCCCAAAUUAAAAACUAGAGGUACUGUGAUCUCUGAGUUCACAAAAUGAUACCCCCUUCCCGCCUCCCAUAUGAUUUUAAAGACAAAUCCCCCCUUUUUUUUAUUUUGCUGUGGGAAAGUCCAAAUAUUUGUCCUUUUAAUACAUUAAGUAGGAGGUCACAAUCGCACUAUGUAAUAAAGAUUCUGUGAAAGUCUCAUUGAAUUUUAUUCAGUGGUAUAGGCGGAGUUGCGGAUAAGAGAUUGGUACUCCAAAGCGUAACGGACGGACGGACAGACAGACCCCCCCCCCUUCACUAUGCAUCCCCCACUUUUCAAGCGGGGGAGGGGGGUAUAACAAGGUACUUUUUCCCAAUUGAAUGCGUUAUUUUCCCUUGAGUCAUUACUCCCCUAAAUUUUUAAGACAUACAGUAAGAUUUGUAAUAACUGAACUUGUCAUUCAUUUUCUUCUAUACAGAAAAAAAGAAACUUAGUUGAUAUCAAACACGGCACAUGAUUUUAAUCUAUAAUGAUUUUCCAAAAAUUCCCUAAAAGAUCGGUAAUUUUCACAAUUUUACGGCUAUUUAAAUAAUGCUUAUAAAAUGAAUUACAAAGGUGAUACUUAUUGCAUCCAAAAAUCAAAAAUCUGAAUUUUGGAAAAGGCUUCUCGAAUACCACGAAAAUUUUCUUUUGCGAUCGAGCUACUACGGUCUCUAUUAUUACGUCACGGCUUGUUGUAACGUCACGUGAUUAAUAUUAGGAACGGUAACUCUUAAUUGGAUUGUUAAGAGUUAUCUUUCAUUUUUUAAUAGCCGGUUCUAAAAGACUGUAAUAUUGGCUCAGAUAAAAUAUUAUAAAGAAGACAUACAUUUACAUGUAAUUUCGUAAUUUCAAGACUUUGAUCCUUUUAACCGACCGAGCUUAAAAUCUUCCAUGUGUAAGGUGCACUUGUGGAAAAACAGAAGACGCAUAUCAUUACUUUUCUUCUUGUGCGAAAUACACUGUCCCAAGAAACGAUUUGUUUAAUGUUAUUUUUAGAAUGAUUAAUUUACGUAUUAUAGACACUCACGUACUGUUAUGGGGAGAUGAUUCGAUUAGCAUUUCUGAAAACGAAUGUUUAUUUCUAAAUGUGCAAGAGCUGGUCGUUUUUGAAUUUAUAUAUUUAGAUUCAUUUGUACAUACUACAUCAAAUCAAUUUUGUACAUGCAUAACCUAUGUAAGAUAAUCAUAUUGACCUUUGGUUCCAGUGUAGUUUAAUUUUUUAACAUUAUUUUGUGUAAUUAAUUGUUAUAAAGGAGAGGACGUUCUAAGUUUUAAGAACUCGUGUCCGAUCCUUUUGUUGUAAUAUCUAAGCAAUAAAAUAUGUUCAAACCAAUGUGUAAGGUAUUUUCUUCCUAAGAAUUAAGUUUCUCAAAUA